This is a messenger RNA of Anopheles moucheti, 2595 nucleotides long. RefSeq names its product pyruvate dehydrogenase E1 component subunit beta, mitochondrial (gene Pdhb). Bases 146 to 1207 code for a protein of 353 amino acids. Gene Ontology annotation, biological process: pyruvate decarboxylation to acetyl-CoA. The record is from RefSeq and is a predicted model, not a curated record. Gene Ontology annotation, molecular function: pyruvate dehydrogenase (acetyl-transferring) activity. Lineage: Eukaryota; Metazoa; Arthropoda; Insecta; Diptera; Culicidae. The transcript is spliced from 6 exons.
UCGUAAGUCAAAAACCGAAUCGCGUAGUAAAACCGCUACGAACGACUGAUCUUUUCCGGUAAUCGGGCAUUUCUGUGUUGUUCCCAUCUUCGAUCAAGUAGCGCAGUAAAAAGCUGCGUUGUUUGAAUUGUUAUUCGAUAUUGCCAUGAUGCUUGCUUCCGCCGUACGCAAUUUGUCCCGUCGGUCAUUCUCGACCUCUAAGGCGGUCUCAGCCCAACAAUUGACCGUCCGCGAUGCCCUUAACGCAGCGCUUGAUGAAGAAAUGGAAAGAGACGAGAAGGUGUUUCUGCUCGGUGAGGAAGUGGCCCAGUAUGAUGGUGCAUACAAGGUUUCCCGAGGACUGUGGAAGAAAUAUGGCGAUAAGCGAGUGAUCGAUACUCCCAUCACGGAAAUGGGUUUCGCCGGUAUCGCAGUAGGUGCGGCAAUGGCUGGACUGCGCCCGGUUUGCGAAUUCAUGACAUUCAACUUUUCGAUGCAGGCCAUCGAUCAGGUUAUCAAUUCAGCCGCUAAAACGUUCUAUAUGUCUGCCGGUACAGUUAAUGUCCCGAUAGUAUUUCGGGGUCCCAAUGGUGCUGCGGCAGGUGUUGCAGCACAACAUUCUCAAUGUUUUGGGGCCUGGUAUUCGCAUUGUCCCGGUUUGAAGGUGGUAUCGCCGUACGAUAGCGAAGAUGCGAAAGGGUUGUUGAAGGCAGCCAUCCGCGACCCAGAUCCGGUAGUAGUGUUGGAAAACGAAAUGGUAUACGGCGUUAGUUAUCCCGUGUCGGAUCAAGUUUUAGACAAGAACUUUGUGCUACCUAUCGGCAAGGCAAAGAUUAUGCGCCCUGGCAAGCACAUCACUAUAGUAGCACAUUCAAAGUCCGUCGAAACCGCGCUUCAAGCGGCUAACGAACUGGCGGGCAAAGGUAUCGAAGCAGAAGUCAUCAACCUGCGAUCACUUCGUCCAUUGGACUCGGAAACAAUUUUCAAGUCCGUACAAAAGACUCACCAUCUCGUGACGGUGGAGCAGGGAUGGCCUCAGAGCGGCAUUGGUUCUGAAAUUUGUGCACGCAUCAUGGAACACGAAACAUUCUUCCAUCUGGAUGCUCCGAUUUGGCGCGUGACUGGGGUUGAUGUUCCAAUGCCCUACGCUAAGACUCUAGAAGCAGCUGCGCUUCCACAAGUACCUGAUGUUGUCACUGCCGUUAAUAAGGUGCUAGGUGUGAAGUAAAUCUCAGUCCUAUCCAAUCUAAUCUUUGCGGUUUAGAACAUGCAAAAAAACAAGAUUAUUGCCCAUACAAGAUUUCGGUAAUGCGAGGCAUAUUAAAGUGCAGUUGGGAUUAGAUAAUGUUAACCGAGGUAUAAACAACUCUUAUUAUUUCCUUUCACUUUUCGCAUGUUUCAUGAAAAUAUCAGCUAAAUAGGUUUUUUUCUGUUUCGGUUGAAAUAAUUUGUCGACUUAAUAUUUGUGUUUUUAUUUGGAACUUGAAUCUACAGGAUGUAGCUACGAAAUCUGUGCCUCACAUGAGCUUAGUAGCACUAUACGUGGCAGAAUGUGUAUAUCAUACGAGUCUUGAAUACUAAGAUCGUAGAAUAAGAUCUUUGUAGGCAAAGGAAAUGCUGUUCAAAAAGCAAUCGGAGAUAAUUUAUUGUAAUUUCAUAGAGAUUUUUAAUUUCCUUAACUACAUCACCUUAUGCCAAGGGCAUAUAUUUUAGAACAAAUAGGAGCAUGCACAGAAAUUCUUUUGUCACCGGUUCAACGUUCAACCGGUUCAACCAUGCAAACGGUCCAUUAAAGCAUUCAAUACGCAGAGGAACUCGCUUAUACGACAGUUAGCGAUACGCCACCAGGAAAAGUAAAAGGAAGGAAAGUAACCAGGAAAAGUAACCUGCAGAAUGAAAAUAUUCCCGCAAGAAACAAUUGUAAAUAAAAUAGCCUCGUUUCAUCAUCAAGCUGUACGAUAAACUCAAAUAUGCAAAUCCAUAGCGAACAAACUACAUAAAUAGUACAAUGGAAAUAAAAACUCUGAUCUGCUGUUCGAUAUGGUGAUGAAAUGCAAUACUGGGACGAAUACAUCUAGUUGAAGGAUAUUAUGCUCAGGAAUAGCCAUUGUUUUUCUGAAUCAUUUUUGUUGCCACACAAACAGUAGUGAUGACAUGGUUAAAAAAUUAUGUGAACUGCGACAUGAACAACCAAUAUCUAUUUUAUCAAGUAUUUUAAUUAAGAAUUUCUUUUUUAUCGGCACAACAACCUCAAUAGAUCUAGGUCUGCAAUUUCUGGUUUUCUUUGACUUUAUUUACCGGUAGCCAGUCAGUCCUGGGUACGGAGAACGCGGAUCGCAUUAGAAGUUGCUACUCAGGAACAAAAUGGGCAGAGUCGUAUAUGCUUUAGUGGUCUCGUUGAACGUACCAACAUCGAUUACAAUAUAAAAAUGGAAAAGGGGAAUCGAUAAUGCAUUGGUAGUAACAUCAGUCUUCACACGACAGGACCGGUUCAAAAUCUUCCCAUCCGGACCAAUCACCCAUAGGACUGACUAUCCGCCUGCAUGGUAAAGUAAGUCUAGUAAUUUUGGACAUUUUUUAGGAUGUAUAAAAUGUAUUAUAUUAAAAAUAAUUUAA